Molecule: messenger RNA, 1154 nt
Organism: Scomber scombrus (Atlantic mackerel)
Lineage: Eukaryota; Metazoa; Chordata; Actinopteri; Scombriformes; Scombridae
Exons: 4
Coding region: 65-787 (240 amino acids)
Biological process (GO): adaptive immune response
Cellular component (GO): membrane
Molecular function (GO): signaling receptor activity
Source: RefSeq, a predicted model, not a curated record
AGUACAGGAAGCAUGAGGGGUACAGUAUGACCUAGCUUUGCUGUAUCUCAGCGCUGAAAAGGCCAUGAAGAUGAGCUUGGUGCGCUUUGUGCUUUUCAUUCAGCUCUUAGAGGCAUAUGCAGAGGUGAUAUUUAAGAAUCUGACAGAGAACCAGUCAUUGGAGCUCUCCUGGUCCCGUCGGCAGGAACACAGCAGCCUGAAGGGCCUCUACCUGUACCACCGCAGCGCCCAGAACCAGACCACCCUGCUGUCCAUGACUGAGGGCAGCAAGCUCAAGGUCCACUGGGAGCACAAGGAGCGUCUGCAGACUUCUGGAGGACUGCACUCCCUGCGGGUCAAUGUAACCAUAUCCCACUUACAGCACAGUGACACGGGGCUCUACAUGUGGGAGCUGAGCUACAGAGGCAACAGCUCUGAGCAGAUGGUCGUUUCCUCUCAGAAGGUUUUCUUGUUAGUACAAGGGACAUCAGGGACAACAUGCCAGUGUUCUGCAAGUUACCCGUCCCUGCUCUUGGUCAUCUUUACAGGAGUUGUGCUUCUUCUGCUCACACUCAGCUGCCUGGCCAUAGAAAGAUGUAGGAAGGCGAAGCCUCACAGCACACCACAACCUCCUCCUAUCUAUGAGGAAAUGACCAGGAAGCAGCAAAGUACCGGGACCUCCCAAAAUAACCAUGAGGCCCCCUCACACCUGGAGGAAGCCAACUUCCCUGUUUAUGCUAACCCCAACAUCACACAGCAACAGGACAACUAUUACGCCUGCCCCAGACAGCUCGCCCUCAGAGCCUGACGUGACUUCUGGUAUCAGACUAAUGCUGCUGCAGAUACAUACAGAUGACAUCAGCGUUUCUGCAAAUGUCUGAUACCACAGCUACAAAUAAGUUCCAUCUCACUGGAGUGAAGAGACGCAGAGAGACAAACACCAAAUAAACAAAUGGCACAUUUUUAACAGCCAAGAAAAAAAUGCUAUUUUAUUAAUAUUUGAAAGAAGCUCCAUAGUUCAUGAAAUCAUUUGUUUCGGUGCAUGUCAUUUAACAAUCACAUUCUAUGAGGAGAAAGAGAUAUACAGAGAGAAAAAAAAAACAUUACAAGCCACUGACUUUUCAUUAAAUCUCAGUACAGACAUUUUUACUUAAUAUUUCAAAAAAAAAAAAGAA